Molecule: messenger RNA, 972 nt
Organism: Acanthosepion pharaonis
Lineage: Eukaryota; Metazoa; Mollusca; Cephalopoda; Sepiida; Sepiidae
Source: the annotation of a GenBank genome assembly
AUGGAACAGGAAUAUGGUCAAAGAAUCAACGCUGCAGGCUUUCUUUCUUUUUCUUUUCAAAUUUUAAACAUAUCUUUCUCUUCUUCCUUUUUUUCAUUCAUCCACUCUUUAAAUAAUUAUUUUUAUUUAUCUUUCCUCACAAUUUAUUUAUUAAAGUUAAGGCUUUUUUCUUCCCAUUUUAUCUCUUUUUACUAUUUCUUCUUUUUUUCUUCUUCUUCAUCGUCUUCGUCUUCUUGUUUCUCUUUUCUUCUUCUUGUUCUUCUUCGCUUUCUUCUACUUCUUUCUUGUUGUUGCUGUCGCUCUUCUUCUUCUUCACCUCCUCCGCCUCUUUUUCUUUUUCUUUCUUUCUUUCUUUCUUUCUUUCUUUCUUUCUUCUUCUUCUUCUUCAGGACUUUUCAUCUUUCUUCCCUUUCCCAACUUCCCCUUCCUCCACCUCCCCUUCCUCCUUCAUUUCUAACCCUUAUUUCUUUUUAUCUUCUUAUUUCUGACUCCUCCUCCUCCUCCUUCUUUUUCUCUUAUUUUACUUUUCCUUCUUUCUUUUUCUUUCUUUUCUUCCUAUUUCUUCUCUUCUUCCUCCUCCUUCUCUUCUUUCUUUGCAAUCCUUUCUUCUCCUCCUUCUCAUUUGCUGUUUUUACACCUACUUUUCUUCCUCCUUCUCCCCUCCUCAUUUUCUGUCUUCUUCUUCUUUUUUGUAGUCUUCUUCUUCUUCUUCUUCUUCUUCUUCUUCUUCUUCUUUGUAGUCUUCUUUUUCCUCCUCCUCAUUUGAAGUUUUUUCACCUACUCUUCCUCCUCCUUCUUCCCUCCUCAUUUGCUGUCUUCUUCUUUUUCUUCUUCUUUGCAGUCUCUUUCGAAUUGCAACCUCUCUGCAAGACCAAUACCUUCCCUCGCCUCUUUCUCUUCGCUACUUCCCUCCUUCCCAACUUCCCACCUUCCACUGCAACACACCGGGAAGCAAGGCGCUCCUUUCGAUGA